UCGCCUUCCUCACCAAGGGAAGAAGGAAAUUGUGAGCACUGAAGACUGAUAUAUAUUAGCACAUAAAAUUCCAUUCUACCAUCAUCGACAAAUUACUUGCUCGCUAAUGUCUUAAAAUUUUCCUCUCUUUUUAGCCCUCUUCAAUGGGUGACAGGAAACUGCCCGCAGAUAUUCCUUCAAAUUACGUGACUCUUCUAGAGCUUCAAGAACGCUGGGUUAAAGAGCAGCAGCGAAAGCAAAGGGAGAAAGAAGAAGAAGAAAAAGGCAACGAGCAAAAGCUCCUACGACGAGAAAAUGAAGAAAAAAAAGAGCGAAACACUCAAGCUCGGCUGCUCAAAAACGGCCAAAGGAAUCGGAGGUGGAAUUAUAGGCGGGGAAAUCAGAAUUCGAAGAAAAGUGGUCGCCAUGUUUGUCCCGAGGAAAAUGAGGCCGAAAUAGUGGCUGCUUUUGUUGAAGGAAAUGAGAUUGAGAGUGCCGUGAAGGAGACGAAGAACAAAGGUUGGGGUAACAAUUGGAAACAAAAGCAGCAGAAAAAGGAGAAGGAGAAGAUGGAGGAUGGAGAAGCUAGGGGAAAAGAAGAGGAGGAAAGUGGUCGCCAUGUUUGUCCCGAGGAAAAUGAGGCCGAAAUAGUGGCUGCUUUUGUUGAAGGAAAUGAGAUUGAGAGUGCCGUGAAGGAGACGAAGAACAAAGGUUGGGGUAACAAUUGGAAACAAAAGCAGCAGAAAAAGGAGAAGGAGAAGAUGGAGGAUGGAGAAGCUAGGGGAAAAGAAGAGGAGGAAAGUGGUCGCCAUGUUUGUCCCGAGGAAAAUGAGGCCGAAAUAGUGGCUGCUUUUGUUGAAGGAAAUGAGAUUGAGAGUGCCGUGAAGGAGACGAAGAACAAAGGUUGGGGUAACAAUUGGAAACAAAAGCAGCAGAAAAAGGAGAAGGAGAAGAUGGAGGAUGGAGAAGCUAGGGGAAAAGAAGAGGAGGAAAGUGGUCGCCAUGUUUGUCCCGAGGAAAAUGAGGCCGAAAUAGUGGCUGCUUUUGUUGAAGGAAAUGAGAUUGAGAGUGCCGUGAAGGAGACGAAGAACAAAGGUUGGGGUAACAAUUGGAAACAAAAGCAGCAGAAAAAGGAGAAGGAGAAGAUGGAGGAUGGAGAAGCUAGGGGAAAAGAAGAGGAGGAAAGUGGUCGCCAUGUUUGUCCCGAGGAAAAUGAGGCCGAAAUAGUGGCUGCUUUUGUUGAAGGAAAUGAGAUUGAGAGUGCCGUGAAGGAGACGAAGAACAAAGGUUGGGGUAACAAUUGGAAACAAAAGCAGCAGAAAAAGGAGAAGGAGAAGAUGGAGGAUGGAGAAGCUAGGGGAAAAGAAGAGGAGGAAAGAAAGGCGGGCCAGGCAGACACUCCGCCAGUUAAGAGCGAGGGGAGUGUUUCGGUGAGGAGGCAUGACAGAAGGAGGGAUAUAAGGUUGGAGUUUAGGCCGAAAAUUACUAGCGUGGUUCAGAAGAGAGACCGGACAGUGACAAUAGAGAGAGAAGUUGUGAAUGUGGCGGAGGGGACUGAGGACACUGCAGUCAAAAUCACGGGAAAAAAUGAGAAUGUGUUGGAGAAGAGUGAGGGGACUGUGGAGAUUGAAGGAAAGCUUAGGAAUCUAUCUGUAGAAAAAGAGAAUGAAAGAUUGGAAACCCAAAAUAGGAUUGUGAAUCGUAGCAAUAGUCAGUAUAGAGGUUAUAAUGCGAAUAGCAGGAAUGUUGAGUGUAGAGGAUAUAAUAGUGGUGUGAAGCACCGUACCGGACAAUAUUAUGGGAGAUUUAAUGGACAAUAUAGAGGAAAUUAUGGGAAGUUUAAUGGACAAUAUAGAGGAAAUUAUGGGAGGUUUAAUGGACAAUAUAGAGGAAAUUAUGGGAGGUUUAGUAAGGGAAGACAGGAUGGAAUGGUUUGGGCGAAGAAAGAACAGGUUGCUGAUAAUGAUGAGGGUAUCGGAGUGGAUUGGAUGAAGAAAGAAAAGGUUGCUGAUGAUGGUGAGGGUAUCGGAGAUCAAAGCUCAAGCAACUCAGCGGCAUUGUAGCGAUUUGCUUGCCAAACUAGAGGUGUUGAUGCAAAAAUUUUGGAUGUCUUUGGAGAAGCUACCCAAGUUCACGACAUUCGUUCAAGUCUUUGUCGGAGUAUUCUUUUAACCCUGGACAUUAGGAUGUGGAUAGAGUUCUUGAUGGACCUUCCGAAGGUUGCAGCAAAUGGAGAAAGAAAUUGUGUUUGAGUUCCUAGGAUGAUAAAGGAUGCUAUAUUAGUUUUGAGCUUGACUUGUAUGUUAGAUCAUGAGAUUUUGGACAGUAUUUUGAGAAGGAUACAAUUCAUGCUUCAGUAUCUUACUUGGUCUGGUGCUUCAGAAUAUCAUAGACCAAAUAGUAGUGAAUGAAUUUACGGAUUACAUACAA
Molecule: messenger RNA, 2409 nt
Organism: Jatropha curcas
Lineage: Eukaryota; Viridiplantae; Streptophyta; Magnoliopsida; Malpighiales; Euphorbiaceae
Source: RefSeq, a predicted model, not a curated record